Molecule: messenger RNA, 1582 nt
Organism: Momordica charantia (bitter melon)
Lineage: Eukaryota; Viridiplantae; Streptophyta; Magnoliopsida; Cucurbitales; Cucurbitaceae
Product: alpha/beta-Hydrolases superfamily protein
Source: RefSeq, a predicted model, not a curated record
UAUAUAAUAUAGGAUUUAUAACUGUAUGGCUGAUUUCCUGAAGCUCUCUUUCACAAUGGUUGGAUAAUUUCCUGAAGUUAAUCAUGUCAUCUCCACAUGGCAUUUAGAUGCAACUGCCAUAUUUUUCCGGCCACUCUUCUCGCCAUACGCAACCUAGCUAGAAUUGGAAGAACAAAAUCGAGCAUCCAAACACAGUACAGCGAUAAGGGAGGUUCGAGAGGAAAGAGGAGCUACAGGAAGGCGGUAAUGGCGCCGAGAAAGAAAUUGCCUGGUAUCAGUGAUGAGUUGCAGAAGCUAGCCGAUGCUAACAUGGACGACGUGUCGGCCAGACGCCGAGCGAGGGAGGCGUUUAAAGGAAUUCAGCUCGGAAUUGAUCACAUGCUGUUCAAGACACCUUGCGAUGGAUUGAGGAUAAAAGAGUCAUAUGAGGUCAACUCCAGAGGAUUGGAAAUAUUUUCAAAAAGCUGGAUUCCGGAGACUACCCGCCCUAAAGCAAUGGUGUGUUAUUGUCAUGGCUAUGGAGACACCUGCACAUUUUUCUUUGAAGGAAUUGCAAGAAAGUUAGCAAUGUCAGGAUAUGGCGUCUUUGCUAUGGAUUACCCAGGGUUUGGUCUUUCAGAAGGUCUUCAUGGCUUUAUACCAUGCUUUGAAAGGCUUGUAGAUGACGUCAUUGAGCAUUACUCCAAAGUGAAAGAGAAUCCGGAGUUUAGUGCUCUCCCAAGCUUUAUCUUUGGGCAGUCUUUGGGUGGAGCCGUGGCUCUCAGGAUACACCUCAAUCAACCUCGUUCAUGGAAGGGUGCAGUUCUUGUUGCACCAAUGUGCAAGAUUGCAGAUGAUAUGGUUCCACCAUGGGCACUAGCACAAGUAUUGAUUGGAGUGUCUAAAUUCCUUCCAAAGUAUAAGUUGGUUCCACAGAGAGAUUUGGCUGAGGCAGCUUUUAGAGACUUGAAGUAUAGAGAACUGACAGCAUUUAAUGUCAUUGCAUACAAGCAUAAACCACGCUUGCGAACUGCCGUAGAGAUGUUGAAAACUACAGAAGAAUUAGGACGCAGAUUGAGAGAAGUUUCCCUGCCAAUAUUGAUCCUGCAUGGGGAGGCUGAUAUCGUAACCGAUGUGACUGUGAGCAAGGCAUUAUAUGAGAAAGCUAGCAGUACAGAUAAGAAGCUUAAGCUUUAUGAAGGUGCAUACCAUGCUCUUCUGGAGGGUGAGCCAGAUGAAAUGAUAACCCAAGUAUUUGACGACAUAAUCUCGUGGCUGGACGAGCAUUGCAAGUAACAGGUUUGCUGAUCGACCUUCGUCGUUCUUUCGUGUAUGAUUUGGUGGAUAAAGAAAAAGGAAAGGGAAUGCAGGGAAGAAGCAUUUGGAAAUUAUGUUAUUUGGCUUGCAAUAUCAAGAAGUUGAAGCAAGUACUAAUAUUAUUAAUUAAACUUGCGGAUGCUUUGAAAACAGACAUCUUUUUUUCUUUUUGUUUUGUUUAUGGCCCAAUAAAUCCAAACUUAAUUUGGGUGCAAGUUGGAGGGUAUGAGUUCAAGAACCAGACACAAGCUAUUGAAGAGUCCUUUCAUAAUUUGAACUUUCAUUU